Castor canadensis (American beaver) is the source of this 1356-nucleotide messenger RNA. Its product is annotated as zinc finger TRAF-type-containing protein 1. Gene Ontology annotation, cellular component: nucleus. Lineage: Eukaryota; Metazoa; Chordata; Mammalia; Rodentia; Castoridae. The record is from RefSeq and is a predicted model, not a curated record. Gene Ontology annotation, molecular function: zinc ion binding.
UUCCAACUCCACUCCUCCAAGAGCCUCCUACAGGCCUCGCCAGCCCCGCCCCGGCCGCUCUAGCCUUCGCUCUUCUCGCUGGUGGCUGUGGCCAGGGCUCGCCUGGGCCACCAGAGGCCGGCCUCCUCGAGGAGGCGGGGCCGACGGUGGUGGGCAGGUUCAGGCCUCAAGCUUCGUGCCACCGGGAACUGCGCAACCCCCAGCCUGCGGAGGCAGGUGCCAUCUCUCAUUCCCGAGCGAGGCACGGAGGACGGUUUCUCGCAGAGCGGUGGGAUCGGGCCCUGCGCACCCACGUCGCUUAGCAGAGCGUCCCAGCGCUCUGCUUGGGCUCACAUCCGCCCAGCCAUAUCCCAAGUCGCGUUCCCCUCACUCCUUUUCCCCUCCCCCUCCCUUCGAAUUAGUUCUUCUUCCCUACAGGUGUGUCCAGUGGCCUCAAAGCUCCAGAAAGUUUUGGACUGAACCUAUUCCAACGUCUUCUUAUGGGUCCUUAGAACCUUGGAUUCCUGGAGAACUGCCCUUAGGGUCCCAGGUCGCUGGCUUCUGUGCAUUCUUCUCUUCAAAGUUGAAGAUACCCUUCCUGUCUCCUCAGACUACUGCCCAAGGUGCCAUGGCCCCAAAGCCGGGGGAUGAGUGGAGCAUGGUUCUGUCCCAUCUGGUGCUGGGAGUGGUGUCUCUGCACGCAGCAGUGAACUCUGCACAGUCAACUCGAGGGGCUGCUGCUGGCUUCCUGCUCCAGGCAUUGGCUGCUGCCACCAUGCUGGCCCCAGGGCUGGGCACACUUGAAGACUGUCUUGCUGGAGACUGGGUGGCCACAGUCAUCGGCCUGCCCCUUCUGGCCUUUGAUUUCCACUGGGUUCAUGGGGACCGGUCCUCUGCCAACCUGCUACUGGGAGGAGGCAUGGUUCUGGCAGUGGCUGGUGGCCACCUGGGCCGUGAAGGCUGCUCUGUGGCUGGUCAGGCAGUACUGCUGGUGGUUGCAGUGACCAUCCUCAUUGUGGCAGUUUUCACAGCCAACACUUAUGGGAUGUGGGGAGGUGCAAUGCUGGGUGUGGCAGGUCUUCUGAGCCGGCUGGAAGAAGAUAGGCUGCUGCUGCUGCCGAAGGAGGACGUCUGUCGCUGGGUCCUGGCUGCGGGCAGUUGGGCCUACUGCCGGGCCCUGCACACACAACGCCUGCAGUGGGAAUGACAGUUGGAUACAGCAAGGCAAGGCUCCUGCCCUAGCUACCACUUCUCCAUUGGCCUGCUUCUCUCCUAGGGAUAAGCUUCCCUUCCUCCUGAAGUGGGUUCGCUGCAGGUUAAUUGAUUAGGGGCAGACCCUGAGUGCUGUCCCUUCUCUGGUUAUAUGUAGGUACUUGC